UUCAUUCAAUUGUUGAACGAUUCCAUUGUACCCCACGUUCUAUUGUAAGCUACACGUAGUGUAUAUACAAUUAUAACAUGGUUAAUGUAGGAAUCGCAAAUAUAUAUUGUUUAAGUACAAAGCGGGCUUCAUUUGCAUGGCUACACGAAUGAACGAACUGAGUAGAAAAUGUACACGCAUGGGAGGAAGAAGAUAUUUUUUUUAAAGAAUUCGGCGCCCAGAAUGUUUCCUCAAAACCGACCUCCGGCACCUCUCCAGCCACCCCCUGGGUCUUCAGCGUCUGCGGCGGCAGCUGCAGCCUCGGGAGCCCCCCAGGCCCUAAAGCUCACCUACCCAGAGACCCUGGACCGCAUCAAGGAGGAGUUCCAGUUCCUCCAGACCCAGUACCACAGCCUGAAGAUGGAGUGUGAGAAACUGGCCACAGAGAAGACUGAGAUCCAGAGACACUAUGUUAUGUAUUACGAGAUGUCCUACGGCCUUAAUAUUGAAAUGCACAAACAGACGGAGAUCGCCAAGCGCCUGAAUGUGAUCUGUGCCCAACUCAUCCCUUUCCUGUCACAGGAGCACCAACAACAGGUGGUCCAGGCCAUGGAGCGCGCCAAGCAGGUGACUAUGGGGGAGUUAAAUGCAUCGAUAGGGCAACAGCUGCAGGCGCAGCACCUCUCCCAGCAUGUGGCCCAGGGUUUGCAGGGUCUGCACAGUAUGCAAAUGGGGCCCCAUCCUGGGGGCCUCCCUCACCCUGGCCUGGCGCUGGGCGGAGGGUCCAGCCUCUUGGCUCUGUCUGGGGCCCUGGGGGCCCAGCUGGCUGCCAAGGAGGGCCACGAGAGGGCCCACCUGGAGGCUGCCGCUGCUGCAGCCGCCGCAGAGCACCACAGAGGCUGGCUGCGGGGACGCGGGGCGAUGCUGCCCAUCAUGGACGUAGACCGUGAAGCGGGACCGAGCUCUAUGUCCAACGGGGAUAAGGGCCGUACAGCAGACUACCUCAGCAAUGGGAAGAAGAGGAGGGCAGACGAGAAGGAGUUCAUGACGGACUAUGGCAGCGAUGCGGAUAAGAGUGAUGAUAAUUUGGUGGUGGAUGAGGUGAGACCCCUCGUCCCCCGCAGUGUCCACUCCUACUCGUCUCGAGAAAACGGCCUGGACAAGUUGCCCCCGUCUCGUAAAGACGCCCCUCCCCAGGCCAGCCCUGCGUCCCUGGCCUCCUCCAGCAGCCAAGCCUCCCCCUCCCGCAGCAAGGACCGGGAGCCACCGAGGGAGAAGUCCAGUACCCCAGGUAUGAAGCCAGGCACCCCCCACGGUUCCCAGGACUCCUCCACCCCCGGCCCCAGUGCACCCCCACAGUUCCGGCCCGUCCCUGGCAAACCUGGCGUUGACCCUCUGGCUCUGGGUCUGAGGAACCCUCUGGCGGUGCAGGGAGCGUAUCCCCCCGGGGCAUUUAGCCUGCCCCCUCCAGGAGUGAAUGGGGAGCUGGCGGGGGCAGCGGCAGCCUAUGGAGCGGGGCUCCAUCUGGUCUCCCCCCAGAUGAACGGCUCUGCAGCCGCCGCCGCUGCAGCCGGAUAUGGACGAUCACCAGUGGUGGGCUACGAGUCUCCUCACCCCCACAUGAGGGUACCAGGGUUACCCGCCAGCCUGCAGUCCAGUGCCUCAGGGAAACCUGCCUACUCUUUCCAUGUAAGUGCGGAUGGACAGAUGCAGCCGGUGCCUUUCCCUCCAGACGCCCUGCUGGGCCCGGGCAUCCCGCGGCACGCCCGGCAGAUCCACACUCUGAACCAUGGAGAGGUGGUGUGUGCCGUUACCAUCAGCACCUCCACACGCCACGUCUACACCGGCGGCAAGGGGUGUGUCAAGGUGUGGGACAUCAGCCAGCCUGGCAGCAAGAGUGCCAUGGCCCAGCUCGACUGUCUGAAUAGGGAUAACUACAUCCGCUCCUGCAAACUCCUCCCUGAUGGCCGGACCCUCAUCGUUGGAGGCGAGGCCAGCACACUGUCAAUCUGGGACUUGGCCACACCCACUCCCCGCAUCAAGGCGGAGUUGACGUCUUCUGCCCCGGCCUGCUAUGCUCUGGCCAUUUCCCCCGACAACAAGGUCUGCUUCUCCUGCUGCAGUGACGGAAACAUUGUAGUCUGGGACCUGCACAACCAGACCCUGGUUAGGCAGUUCCAGGGCCACACUGACGGGGCCAGCUGUAUUGACAUCUCCAACGAUGGGACCAAACUGUGGACGGGGGGGCUGGACAACACAGUACGCUGCUGGGACCUGAGAGAGGGACGACAGCUGCAGCAGCACGACUUCACCUCACAGAUCUUUUCUUUGGGCUACUGUCCUACAGGAGAGUGGCUGGCAGUGGGCAUGGAGAGCAGUAAUGUAGAAGUGCUGCAUGUCUCCAAACCAGACAAGUAUCAGCUGCACCUCCAUGAGAGCUGUGUGCUCUCCCUCAAGUUUGCCUACUGUGGUAAAUGGUUUGUGAGCACAGGCAAAGAUAACCUUCUGAACGCAUGGCGGACACCCUAUGGAUCAAGCAUAUUCCAAUCAAAGGAGUCGUCUUCUGUGCUCAGCUGUGACAUCUCCCCUGAUGACCAGUUCAUUGUGACCGGCUCGGGUGACAAGAAGGCCACUGUGUACGAAGUCAUCUACUGAUGAGGGAGCACUCUGAUUGGAUAAAGUGGGGGUGAGGCUCCCUUGGCACACCAAUGGACUGUAAAGAGAGUGGUGGGAGUCGUGGAGACCAGAGACACAUUGUACUUUGUUUUAUUUACUUUCGUAAAGGAUGCAGAUGAGGGUGAAGUCGAAUAUCUGGAACUUUGACCUUAAAAAAAAAUAUGCUCCAAAAAAGCUGGUAGUCUAGCGACACAAAACGUGGGAUUCCUCCAAAGACCUCUGAUUUUCCCUCACCUUUUUUCUCUUUUUUUUACAAAAUGAAAAAACAUAUUUUUUUAGCCUUAGAAUUCAUGACGAGCAGUAGGACCAUUGUGUGUGCACAGAGGGAGAUAAGUGGGUUGUGAGUGCUGGGGGGGGGGGCUGGACUGGACGGAGGGGUGUGUGGGUGACUACAGUUUUGUGUGUAGCCUUACCCAGUCUCUGCUCGUAUCACUGUCUGUCUGUACUCAUCUAGCAGAUGGCAUGGCGGACAGACAGUUUGCUGUGAGAUUCCAAUGACUAAAGGUGGUUAGAUUCAGCAGCAAUAUGAUUGUAUUGUAAUACAUGAUAAAAGGACAGAACACUAUCCAGAAUACAAAACUAAAAUUUGUGUUCACAGUAUUCUGCAAUUUCAGGGAAAUGGCUACUUACAUCAACACUCAACAAUUACAUGUUUUCUAUUGUAUUUGUUAGGGCACAUAGACAGACAGGUAUUUUCACUACUGCAUCGUGACCUUUGAACUCAGUAUAUGAACUGUAAAUAAAACUCUGAAGGCAAAAAAAAAAGGACAUUCGUGGGUCGGAUUUGCUUAGAGCCG
Messenger RNA from Oncorhynchus tshawytscha (Chinook salmon), 3452 nucleotides. It is a transcript of the gene tle2a, whose product is annotated as TLE family member 2, transcriptional corepressor a. Gene Ontology annotation, cellular component: transcription regulator complex; nucleus. Gene Ontology annotation, molecular function: protein binding; transcription corepressor activity. Lineage: Eukaryota; Metazoa; Chordata; Actinopteri; Salmoniformes; Salmonidae. The transcript has 21 exons. The record is from RefSeq and is a predicted model, not a curated record. The coding region runs from base 169 to 2634 and encodes 821 amino acids. Gene Ontology annotation, biological process: regulation of DNA-templated transcription; negative regulation of canonical Wnt signaling pathway.